GAUUCUGCUCUUCUUCCCGCUGCAGCCCGAAAUUUCCCCCAAGCAAGCCGCCGGCACCAGCCUUGAGAAACCGGCUGGAAAAGCUUGGUUUUGCCUUCCUUUUCUUGUUCUAGAACUGAAAAGGGAACCCAGAAACCUUCUCCCCUGCUGGAAAAUCCGGAUCUGCCCUGCUUUGCUCUGUCCUUCCGCCGGCUGCUCCUGCUUUGUGGGGGUGAUUUGCUCCGGUUUUGGAAUUUUCCUUCCAUUCCCGCCGGCCUUCUUCCCCAACUUGUAGCUCCGGCCUUGCUUGCUGGAUUCUGGUUCCUGAUCGUUCUAUCAGUUAGUGCGUGAAUUGAGUGCUCGGUUUUAUGCGAGUGAGGAUGUGAAACCGAGGACGGGGAAACCACGGGAAGUGACGAGUUAGAAAGCUAGCCAUUUCGAGAUUGAUAUAAACUUUAGAAAUAGAUCAUGAUCUUGUAUUUGGAGAUUUUAUGAUAUCAGAGAGAAUUUUAUAAUUUGAUCUUCAGAUUUUGGUGGUAUCAGAGUGUGAUAUGAUAAGUUCCGAGCCUUGUGCAUUUGUGGGACCCAUAGGUUUGGCUUGAAUCGCUUGACUUGCUAGUCAAUAGCAAGUGGAUUCAAAUUAGAGCUAAUUUCUUGGCAAUGUUUAGAAAAUGGAUAAAGAUAGGAGAACUCGAUCUAGGAAGUCUGCGUUCGGAUUUGUUGAGGGAGGAGGAGGAAAGCGGCGGUGCAGGAAUCGAGAGAAGAGGAUGAGCAGCUAUGGCGAUGCAAGGAAGGGUCCAGAUGUGAUGGAAGGGAAGAGAGGGAGGAGGUCGGAUUGCUACAGAGGUACUUGGAAGAUCAACUGAUGUUGGUUGGAUCUGUGUACGAUUGUGGGGAGGAGGAGGAGGAGGAGGAGGAAGAUCAUGGUGAUCGGGAUUUGCUGGAAAACCCGAUCUGGGUUCUGCUGGAGAAAAAACGAGAAAAAAAAAAAGAGGAAGAAGGUGGGAAGGGUAAAUUUGUAAUUGUAUUUUUAAAAUUUUUUGAUUUUGUAGGGUGUAUUGAGUUGGGUGUUGAUUCAUGGUGUGCACCUAUCAGUGUCCUUAGAAA
This is a messenger RNA of Rubroshorea leprosula, 1086 nucleotides long. The record is from the annotation of a GenBank genome assembly. NCBI's taxonomy places the organism in Eukaryota, Viridiplantae, Streptophyta, Magnoliopsida, Malvales, Dipterocarpaceae.